AUGUACAUGGACAUGGACAUGGACAUGGACAUGGACAUGGACAUGGACAUGGACAUGGUGCCCCUCGGCAAGGAGCGCGCUCCGGCGCCGUCCACGACGUCGUCCGCCGCCGAGGAUGCGGCGCCGGCGCAGCACUCGCGUAGGCGCGCCGGCGUCAUCCGGCAGGCGCAGCCGGAGGCGCCUGGGCAUCAGCUCGCCGCCUCGCACGCUGCUGCAGAGAAGCGCAAGGCCAACAAGAUGACGCCGACGGAGCGCAAGGCGAAGCGCACGGCCGACCAACAGCGGCGGCGGGCCGCCGCCCG
Emiliania huxleyi CCMP1516 is the source of this 302-nucleotide messenger RNA. RefSeq lists its product as hypothetical. The record is from RefSeq and is a predicted model, not a curated record. The transcript has a single exon. NCBI's taxonomy places the organism in Eukaryota, Haptophyta, Isochrysidales, Noelaerhabdaceae. The annotation marks the transcript as partial.